This is a messenger RNA of Dipodomys spectabilis (banner-tailed kangaroo rat), 691 nucleotides long. RefSeq names its product NADH:ubiquinone oxidoreductase subunit B8 (gene Ndufb8). The record is from RefSeq and is a predicted model, not a curated record. The transcript has 5 exons. The coding region runs from base 36 to 596 and encodes 186 amino acids. Gene Ontology annotation, biological process: mitochondrial electron transport, NADH to ubiquinone. Lineage: Eukaryota; Metazoa; Chordata; Mammalia; Rodentia; Heteromyidae. Gene Ontology annotation, cellular component: mitochondrion.
GCGCAUGCGCAAGAGGAACCGCGAAGAAGGUGAAGAUGGCGGCGUUGAGGGCAGGGGUCCUGGGAGUCCGAUGGCUGCAAAGGACAUGCCGGAACGCAGUGCCGUUAGGAGCACGGACAGCCUUCCACAUGACCAAAGACAUGUUGCCGGGGCCCUAUCCCAAGACCCCCGAAGAACGCGCCGCCGCCGCCAAGAAGUAUAACAUGCGUGUGGAAGACUACCAGCCUUACCCGGAUGAUGGCAUGGGGUAUGGUGACUAUCCGAAGCUCCCUGACCGCUCACAGCAUGAGAGGGAUCCGUGGUAUCACUGGGACCACACGGACCUGAGGACGAACUGGGGUGAACCGUUACAUUGGGACAUAGACAUGUAUAUCAGGAACCGAGUGGACACAUCUCCCACACCUGUUUCUUGGGAUCUCAUGUGUAAGCAGCUCUUUGGCUUCGUGGCUUUCAUGGUUUUCAUGUUCUGGGUUGGAGAUGUUUUUCCCAGCUACCAGCCUGUGGGGCCAAAGCAAUAUCCUUAUAAUAAUCUGUACCUGGAACGAGGCGGUGACCCCACCAAAGAACCUGAACCAGUGGUUCACUAUGAGAUCUGAGGAGGCUUCGCCGGCUUUUGUGCCCUCAAACUAGGGUUCCCUCAUUCCUAGAGAUUUAACCUUAAUAAAAUCCCUAUUAAAACUCAGUGCUGUGA